AUGUAUCAGUCUCUUCCAAUGGAUGAGCGAGUAGAUGUAACGAUUCUCUUACUAGAAGUGAGUCGGGCUAUCGGCUUUCACGCCCGGGAUGUGAAGAAAAUCUAUCUAUCUAUCUAUCUAUCUAUCUAUCUAUCUAUCUAUCUAUCUAUUAGGAUAUUCAUAGCCUUAAUGUAUAAACAUACUGUUCACUUUAAGAAGCUUCUUGGUUGUGAGCUGCGCGACCAAAGAGAAAUACUAUCUAUCUAUCUAUCUAUCUAUCUAUCUAUCUAUCUAUCUAUCUAUCUGUUUGUUUAUAAUGAUAUCUAUCUAUCUAUCUAUCUAUCUAUCUAUCUAUCUAUCUAUCUAUCACAGUCUAAUCGUUUCUAUGAAUCUAUUUAUCUAUCUAUCGCAAUCUUUGACCCACCUUUAUUCAUAUCUGUUCUUAUCAGUAUCUCUUUGCUUUAUAUCUCAGGGCAGAUAUGA
Molecule: messenger RNA, 462 nt
Organism: Acanthosepion pharaonis
Lineage: Eukaryota; Metazoa; Mollusca; Cephalopoda; Sepiida; Sepiidae
Source: the annotation of a GenBank genome assembly